Coprinopsis cinerea okayama7#130 is the source of this 348-nucleotide messenger RNA. RefSeq lists its product as hypothetical. NCBI's taxonomy places the organism in Eukaryota, Fungi, Basidiomycota, Agaricomycetes, Agaricales, Psathyrellaceae. Bases 1 to 348 code for a protein of 115 amino acids. The record is from RefSeq and is a predicted model, not a curated record. The transcript has 4 exons.
AUGUCUGAGAAAGCCCCUCCUCCCUACCCUGAGCCCGCACUCGCCCUUGCACCUAUAUCUGAGUCUAUUCACGCUCCUGCACCGGCACCCGUUCCUCAUAGCUCUGGAUAUGCAGUCCAGGCUCCAGAAGCCCAUCCCCAACCUCGAGCCGCACCUGCUCCGGCUGCGAACCUUGGCGCACAAUACCAACAAGACCGUUUAGCACAGUGUGCCGUCGGUAAUCAUGACACGACCACCAAAUAUGGUGCUUGUGGUAUCAUCUUUGCCAUACUUUGCUUCCCAAUCGGCCUUGUUGGAUUAUGCAUCGAUAGAGAAGAGCGAUGCGUUCGCUGCGGUGCCCGUAUGUGA